AUGGAAGAGCUGGACACCAUCGCCACCCAGAAAUCCUGGGCCCAAGGAUCCCUUCAGAAACCUUUUACCUCUAUCGUGACGCUGUAUAUGCACGAGCAGCUCUCGCUUGAGCAGGCUGUUCGCGAGAUCACCAAUGUGAUUAAGAAUAUUUACUAUGCAGAUGGGGACGUUGACUCCUACCUCCUCGACCUCUGGCUCACAACCCUCCACACCUCCAAAAAACUCCCCCGCCCAACCACCACCCCCCCGGAUCAGCCCACCCCGUUACAAUCCCGACUCCUCACGCUCCUCGAGACCCUCCGCCGGCAAACAAACCCCAUCCCUCGCCCGCAUCUCGACUCCCAGAAUCCCAUCCCGGAUGACCCGUUCGCGACGCCGACCCGGUCUGCUACGUCUUCGAGGACUCAGUUGGUUGAGGAUUCGGAGGCGGUGGUUGGGUUGGGACAGGGGGAUGUUGGUCGGCAGGAGCAGCAGUUUGAUAACUAUACCUCUCCCUAUAACAAUAACAAUAACUAUGGCUAUGGCUAUGGCUAUGGCUACAGAUAUAACGAUAAUGAUAAUGAUAGCGAUCGAUACCCCCCUGGAGAGAGAGGAGGAGGAACAGGAAACAGAAACGGAAAACAAAAACGCAUCAUCUGGUCCCAACUCCCCCGCUUCCUCGACGGCGUGCGCAUCGCCCUCCACGACGAACCGGGCCGUCCGUCAACGGGGUUCGCGGAGCUAGAAGUCCGCGCGUGGGAGGAUCUCGUUGCCUUCCUGGCGCUGUGUGCGAGACACCAGAUCGUCCCGGAUCCGGUCCCGGGGUCGGGGUCGGGGUCUGAGGAUUUUGGCUCAGCGGCGGAGGGGAGGAAUGUGAAUGGCGACAGAAAUGGGAAUGGGAAUGGGAUGGAUCAGGAAGGGGAAGGGACCGGUGGAUUGGAUGCCGUCGCGGUGAGGAUGUUGAAGGGGGCGUUGGAGGAUCAUCAACACCAUAAUCAUGAGGGUACUACGAGCAAGAUUCUCAACAAAAUCAAGAAACCCCACAAAAAGCAAGACCAACAAGCCGCCGAAGAAGAGGCCGUGCGGAAAGAAUCCGCCCAGAUCACCGAAGCCGUCAAACUGAACGUCUACGUCGCGGCGGCCGCACUCUGGGCCGUCAUCAUGGGCGAGGAGCUGUGGGAGCGACAAGGGCAGAAGGUGGAAUCGCCCGUGGGUCUGUCGCUGGAGCCCGUGCCGCAGGUGCCUGCGGGGAAGAUCUCGAAGCCGCGAUGGCGUAUGUGGAUCGAUCGGUUCCAGUUUAUGAGUUUGCGGGAGGAUCUGCGUAUCUCGACUCGUGAGCUGGCGGCUGAGGCGGCGGCUGUCAUGUUACGGGUUGUUUAA
Messenger RNA from Aspergillus melleus, 1359 nucleotides. RefSeq lists its product as uncharacterized. The transcript is spliced from 3 exons. The record is from RefSeq and is a predicted model, not a curated record. The coding region runs from base 1 to 1359 and encodes 452 amino acids. NCBI's taxonomy places the organism in Eukaryota, Fungi, Ascomycota, Eurotiomycetes, Eurotiales, Aspergillaceae.